AUGGCUGAGUCAUCACCCCCAGUAAGAACUGGUUGUGACGGGAGAGGGCUGUAUGUGUUGGGAUGUAUUGAUGAAAGUGGUCAGAAGAAAGAUACCAGCAGGGCACAUUCUAUCUUUUGGUUCUGCAGGCGUGCCCCUGUAUAUGUUCCCCACUGGCAGCCCCUCCUCCAUCUUCUCACAAAAUCCACCACAUCCAUUAUGCAAUCCAUGCUCAUCCGAUGCCGCUACCACAAAGUCAAUCACCCAACAGUCAAGCUCCUUGUCAUCGUGUCACAAGUUCAAGAGUCUGAGAUGGGUGACUCUACCAACAUGAUCAUCAUUCUCGCAACUUGA
Suillus subalutaceus is the source of this 333-nucleotide messenger RNA. RefSeq lists its product as uncharacterized. The transcript has 4 exons. The coding region runs from base 1 to 333 and encodes 110 amino acids. The record is from RefSeq and is a predicted model, not a curated record. Lineage: Eukaryota; Fungi; Basidiomycota; Agaricomycetes; Boletales; Suillaceae.